This is a messenger RNA of Botrytis deweyae, 1608 nucleotides long. RefSeq lists its product as uncharacterized. NCBI's taxonomy places the organism in Eukaryota, Fungi, Ascomycota, Leotiomycetes, Helotiales, Sclerotiniaceae. The record is from RefSeq and is a predicted model, not a curated record. The coding region runs from base 1 to 1608 and encodes 535 amino acids. The transcript has 3 exons.
AUGAUUUCCGACAGAGAUUUGAGAAGAGACCAUGAGAGAGACAAAGAUAAAGUUGUUGAGCUCAAUAGACAAAACCAAGCGAUUGAACUAAUCCAACUCGACAAUUUUUAUCGCAUGAAGAGUGGUGCCGUAAAGAUUCACGAUGAUAAGUAUGGUAGCAAGGAAAGAUGGAGCAACAUGAUCAUCGACGCCUCACAGAACAGUAAUCUCUUAGCGCCGGCUGAAUUUACAAUCCAGGAUAAACACGGCAAAAGACGUACAGUUAAAAUUGGGCCUAAAACAAGCGCACAUGAUGUAAAGAGGGCUAUUGAUCUGUAUGAUGCGGCAAAGUACGAAGAGCAGAAGAAGAGAGAAAUGGCUGAUUGGGAGCGGAGUAAAGAGGAGUUUGGCUCUCGGUUGCGAGAAAUUUUGAGGGAAAAAAAUCACAUUCUAGGAUUCAGUCCGAGAGAUGAAUCCUUUGACGCAUGCUUCAGUGAUUUAGGCUACAGAGUGCACACAACCCCGGCGGAUGUUACCUACCAUACAUCCUUUCGCCAGCCUAUGCCAGACUUGAAGCUCGAGAGGGAAAAUUCUCGACUGUCGGAUCAACUUCGUGCUUCACAGAGACAGCUCACAGAAGCUAGGGAAGAAUACAGAACCCUCGAAUAUGAAAAUUACAAACUCAUCCAAGAAAAUGUAGAGGUUUCUGAAUCUUUGGAUUCAACACAGAAGCUUUUGGAACAGAUUGCAGAGAAUAGAGACGAGCAUGUCAAGACAAAUAGAAGGUAUGCUGAAGAAAAUAGAAAACUUGAAUCUGAACUGGAGUCAGCCCAGGCACAAACACGAGCUCAGACACAACCACAACCACAGCCACGAUCGUGGUGGCCAUCAGCACGCAAAGUUACCUUCGAUGAUACCAGCGAAGAGUUGCGGGAGGAGGUCAAAAAAUUGUCUAGGUCCUUGGAGAAUAUGAAGAGUGGUAGGGAGCCACACAACAUUCUCCGAGAUGUCGGAGUCGAAACUCGCCUCGAAUUCCUACAACUUUCUAAGGCGCAUGAAUAUCCUGUCAUACGCCACCAUACUCACCAUAGAAUUGUUUCCAGAAGUUCUACUCCAGAGAUUAAUGUGGAUCUUGGUGCUAAGAGUACAAGUAUUGAUGGAAGUAGUCUAUACGGAGGAGAUAUUCGAGCAGAUGCGGCUCUUCUGAGCAUCAACUCAAGUCAUCGAGUCAAGUUCGAACAAACAUUCAAAGACAUUUACGGAGUUGCAUUUAGCGAGGUUAUAAAGGGCUGCUCUAACAAGUAUGCUCCACAAUGCAAGGUUACCGAGAUGGCAAACUUGAGAGGAACGAUGGCACACUUAGGAUGUUUUACGAGACACACGCCUGAUAAGGAUGCCGACGAUAGAUUCUUGGCUUUGUCGGUAUAUUGUCAAGAAGAGUACGAAGACAUAGAUCGAAGAUCAACAUCAGCCCUCCAAGCGGCCAAGACAUUCAGUAGCGAUCUUAGAGUCAUUGAAGCUUGUAACAAGAUGAGUAGAAUAUGCGAUACCCUUGUCGAAAGAACCAAGAGUGGUGGUCAUCGUUCGAUGUCAUUUACAGGUGGCGGUGUUAGUGGUAAAUACAUUUGA